Messenger RNA from Symbiodinium natans, 3450 nucleotides. The record is from the annotation of a GenBank genome assembly. Lineage: Eukaryota; Dinophyceae; Suessiales; Symbiodiniaceae.
AUGACAAACAAUCCUUUUGGAAGCGGUAUCGUUUGCGAUUUCCUUCUUCCAGCAGACUCGCUGCUGUCCAGAGUCUCGCGGGAGAUCGCCAAGCGCAUGUUGUGCGUGUACCCUAUCUGGAAGGUGCGUAAUCUACAGUUCCAGCUCACCACCGUGCAAAAGAAGCGCAAAGUGGGAGACAACCUCUGGACCGAGGAGGUGGAAGCAGAAGAUACAGGAGUGCAUGACGAGAACACCUACCUCGACAAGCUGCAUACGCUUUUGCUGGCAUAUGCCAUGGCCGGAGUGGAGGCACUGCCUGGCGUGGAUCUAACCAAGUGGGAGCAGCGUCGGUUGAAUUUGUUGGUGCUGGCGUGGUUGCAGGCCAAGGACACCGAAGAGCGUAGCGAGUGGGUUACAAGAUUUCGUGAAAGCACAGACUCUCUGGGGUUGGUCAUCAAGCAAGUCAUGGAGGCGAGAGACGCCCGCUGGACAGUGUCUAGUCCAACCCCAGGCCAUGCUGUCCUGGAGCAGCCCGCGGCAAGCGCAGCAAACAAGGAGCAGCUGGUGAUCCCAGGCCAGUCCAAGUUUCGCGAGGGACCCAUGGUAGCAGGGAAGAAGACAGCAGCCGUGUUGAAAGACGGGACACGCCUAUGCACUGACUUCCAUCGCCAGGCCAUGGAGUCAGAGGACGGCCAGCCAGUAGCAGUGGACCUCAUGUGCGGUGGCAACGCGCCGUUGACGAAGGCAUUGCUGUAUUGUGGCUGGAAGUGCGCCCCGGUGGAUUUGGUGCUCGACCCUAGCCACGAUCUGGCGUCGGCUGAAUGCCAGCCUUUGGUGCAGCAGGCUGUGGAUCAGGCAUGCCUGGUGUUGGCAGCCAUCGAUUGCAGCACCAAGUCUAGAGCAAGGGAGAUUGCUCGAGAUAUAGGGCCACAUCCAGAAGCGCUGAGACCGGCUGGGCGAGACAACGUGGCCUAUAAGUUUGUGCAGCAGCAGGUGGUGGAUCGUGGGGGUGGAGCCUUGCGCGAGAAUCCCCGCAACAGCUUGCAGUGGCAUUUGCCGCAGGAAAAGGCGAUGUUGGCGUCGGGACAAUGGUUCGACACCGAUUACCACGCAUGCUGCUUCAUGGGGGCGCGCCGUAAGGCGCAGCGCCUGCGGCACAAUCUCUGGGAGUUGACCCAGGGGCCGUCGCUGAAGUGCCACCAUACCCACGACCCAGCAGAGUGGACGGUCGGCCGCCGCGAACAUUGGCUGCAGUUGGAUCUGCGAGCGUUGCGCGAGUGGGCCAUGGCGCCGCUGGCCAUCUCCUUAGGGCUCAAGCCACUCGACCCGGGGGAGGCGGCGCGCGUACCGCGCCGAACAGAGGUACAGUCGGUCCUGCAGCCCGACAAGACCCUGCCGGCGGACCACGUGUAUGUGGGCUGCCAGUCUCUCGAGGGUCGAGUGUUGGCCUGCGACUGUCCCCUGUCCCAAGCCUGCGAAGCGGAUGUGUUGGCAGCGAGCGCAGGAUGCCGGGACGGCCGGGGCGCAGAUGCAGUGACCAGCGCAUUCAAGUCCCUCUUCUCGCCAAACCUCCUUCAAGAUUUCCGCUUGUCUUUGGUUGAGGACCUCAUCAACAGUCCGCUCUUCACCUCUUUUCCGCAGUGGUGUCGAGCGCAGGAUCUGCCGUGGGACGGCCCCCUGCUGCCGCAGAUGGUCAGUGCCCAGCAGAGGCAGUGGCAGCGGAAUGCGCAGCAUCAGCAAGCAGGUGGUAUGGCGCACAGAGCUGCCCUGCCCCCAGUGCUGCCUUUCGGCCUGCGCCCUGACGAGCAUUUUGAUUUGGCCAGGGACCUGGCCCACUACCCUACCCCAUUUGAGGCCGAACCCGUUCUCGAUCUCGAUCUGCAGUUUGCUGCGGAGGUGACUCUCCGACAGUCGCGGCGGGGUUCCAGGCCGAUAGGCCCGGACGAGAUCUUUCAAGAUGUGGAGGCCCGCAACAGCCGUAUCCAAGCCAGUCUGCGACCAGGAAAGGACGACACCUUCCUUUUAGCUCAAAGCUUGAAGGAUGCUGAGAACGGCUUCUGUUCUAAGCCGCUGCAGUAUCCGGAGCUACUGAGAGCGGUCAGGGGAGAGCAGUUUCGUCUAAUCCCCAGAUGCGCUAUUACGCAAAGCAGUGGCAAACAAAGGGUGAUUGACAACGCCGAUGCUGGAGGCCAGUCGGAGCUUAGCUCAGAUCCUAAUAAGUUGGUCCUGUGCUCACCGUUGAGGUCCGCUCAGCAUGCAGCCGUUCUCUUGCGUCAGUUGUCUACCUCCGAGUUGGAGGAAGCCCAGCGAGUUGAUGCGCUGGAGGGCGGGGGUGAGGAUUGGCCCGACGCUUAUCGCCGCUGCCCCAUGUCCCAUCGGGCGAGUUUGGCAUGUGUGGUGGUCUGGUGGCAUCAGGAAUGGUGCCAACCCGCUUACCAGCUCUACUCUGGAUUGCUGUUUGGCCUCCCGUUAGCUGUCACUAGCGUCAAUCGCUACAGCCGUGCCGUCGAAGCAUUGGGGCGUAGAUUGCUCGGCAUCCUCGUCUCCCUCUAUUUCGACGAUUCCCACUUGACAGAUUGGCAGUUAUCCAGAGGAUCGGGGCAAGCGGCCUUUUCCGAGCUGAACUCUAUGUUGGGCUCCCCCUUUGCACUAGAUAAGCGGCAAGCGAUGGCACCAACAGGCACAUUUCUAGGCCUCGAUUUUGACUUUUCCCAGGCCUUGCAAAGUGGGCGCGUCAAGUUCUUUGUGCGUGAGCGUCUGCUGCAGAAGGUACAGGAUAUGGUAGCAACUAGCCUCUCGUCCGGGUUGCUCUCUGCAGGCCAGGCAUCCAAGCUGUAUGGUACGUGCAACUUCUUGGAGCAGGGCAUGUGCGGGAGAAUGAUCUUAGCGGUGUUGGCAGUGCGACCAGAGCGCGAAUUUGAUCUCUUCCCUCGGCCACUUCCAAGGUUUCUUGCUGCGAGCGACGCAGCCGAAGACGUGCCGGGGCAAGGGACUGGAGGCUUCCACAUCGUUUGGUUGGACGAGCCAGAGAAGCGCGAGAGCUUCGCAGCUGUAGUUAACUCAGAGCUCUACGCCUUGUUCGCACCAGGCGAGCAUAAGAUCGCCCAGUUGGAAUUGGCCAUGGUUUUCUACGGGCUGGUGGUGCGUGCCGAAUCUUUCCGGGGAAGGCGCGGCUAUUGGUACAUUGACAACGUGGCAGCGCUUAUGGCGCUUAUCCGAGGGCGCUCAAGCUCGCCGGACCUUGAACGCCUAGCCCACCUCAUACAUGUGGCCUUGUUCACUCUUCGAACAUCCAUUUUCUGGGAAUAUGUUCCCUCCAAGAGUAGCUGGGCGGACGCGGUGAGCCGUGUAGGACUCUGCGAUCCAUGGUUACACCGGAGGGGUUUUUCCCCUAGUGUGGCUACCUUUCCCACAAUUCUUUGGUCUCUACCAUUCAGCGCAGUGUCGACAGUCUUCCUUUUCCUGUGA